This is a messenger RNA of Brienomyrus brachyistius, 1610 nucleotides long. RefSeq names its product cell division cycle associated 3 (gene cdca3). Bases 183 to 1403 code for a protein of 406 amino acids. Lineage: Eukaryota; Metazoa; Chordata; Actinopteri; Osteoglossiformes; Mormyridae. The record is from RefSeq and is a predicted model, not a curated record. The transcript is spliced from 6 exons.
UGGAAGCACGCCGCAACACAUUUAAAUAUUGGCCGCAUAUAACAAGGAUUAAACUGACUUGGGAAGCGAAGAUACUUAAAUAUAUAAGGAGAUUAGCACGUGUGCCGUCAAAAGGACAUUUGUGCGUGAAGCCAUUGUCCACAAAACAGCUCGUUGGUUUUUGAAGAUUUAUCGGUGAAAACAUGGGUGCCAGCAACAGUAAGACUACAGUGACCCCCUCAAAGCCGGAGCCCAGUGGGAGAGUGAGGAACGAGCGGGUCUGCCGCCUUUUCGACCCCCGAUCUCCCACCACUGGCAUCGACCGUACACCCAUACAGGUGGGCGUUGCAUCGCAAGGUCCCGUUGAGGUCGCGUGUGAGCGUCCAGCUCCCAUGAGUGACCCCCGUUCACCCUCCCCAGGGAUCUCCCGCACGCCGAUGAAGGAGGUGGUGAGAGCCACAGUCCGCUCCUUUACUCGUCGCAUUGGUAUGCUCCUCCUUAAUGAUGGGGAGGAGGGAGUUAAACUUCCACCUUCCCACACCAUUCCUAAACUCAAAGACCUCACUGGGGAUGUGGAAGGGGAAAUGGAUUCCACUGAGCUCCUUCUUCCCCUUAACCCCUCCUUGGAUCCCAUUACAUCUCCAAACUCAGAUUCAGACAUUGAGGUGGAAAUGGGAAUAGAGGCUAACCAGUUUCUGGAAAAUGAGGUAGACGACUCCCCACCUCUAGAUGUCAAGCUGAGCUCCAGCCUUCUCACUUGCCACGAAGGGGUGGUUUCAUCACUGUCCCUUGCAGGUGAUCUUCAUCUGUCUUGUAAUCCUCCCCUUGACCCUGACACCCUCAACGACCUUGUCGCUGAGGAUGCUCAGUCAGUAUUUCCUGAAGGUACCAGGCCUUCAAGCCCAGAACCUUCCAUCCAUUCUGCACCACUAGUUAACAGUGAGGCUGAAACUUCAACUUGCACAGCAGAAUGCCAACCAGAGACCGAAGUGCCUUGUUGCCCAUCCCCUGCCAGUCAGAUCCAGCCCCCCCAGAACCAGCCUGCUUCUGGGGAAAACAGGAUAAGACUGCCCACCUUUAAUACCCAGAGUCCCAGUCAGGUGGUGUUUAAGCCCCAGUGGCUGGGGGUGGGGUUCGGUGUUGCUGGAGUAAGGGCCAGGGGGCUUCAAGGCCGAGGCAGGAGCGGUGCCUCCCCCCUCUCUCUCCGAAAUGGACAGAACACCGGAAGCGAGAACAGAGGGCAGAUGACCAAACAGAAGCAGAGGGAGAGGUGUGGCAAGGUCUUGGGAGUUGAAGGCCGCUCCCCUCUACAGAUCCUCAAGGAGAACAAUCCCCCUCGUGACCAUGCUUCUCAGAUGAAGGUGAAGAUGACCACUCCUGACAGAGCAAGACGAAUCCUGUCUGUGGACAAGGAGAACCAGUGAUGGGCUCGCAGGCGUGGUCCGCACCCCCAGCCAAAACUGCUUGGAAACCGCUUUGUAGCGCAGGGCAUUCACUUCUCCCAUUGGCCAGCAGAUGGCUUUGCUGGAAUUCACACUAAUCUGUUUUCCUAUUGAUCUUUUGUGAAUAUUGCUGUCUUGUCAUUUUUAUUUGUGUUGUUUUAUAUGUAAAUAAAAUGACUUUAAAAAUUG